AUGGCCGACGAACAAGCUGCACAACAGCCACCGGCUGCCGAGACCAAGGACUUGCACACCGACCCAGUCACCGGCGAGAAAAUCUCCAAGAGUGAACUGAAGCGUCGCCAGAAGCAGCGCGAGAAGGACGAGAAGAAGAAGGAGAAGGAGGCGUCGCUACCUGCGCGGCCCAAGAAGGAGAAGAAAGACGAUGUCGAGGAAUUGAACCCAAACCAAUAUUUCGAGAUCCGGUCUAACAAGAUCAACGCUCUCCGCGCCUCCAAGCAACCCAACCCGUACCCGCACAAGUUCCACACCAACUACAAGCUCGCCGACUAUGUUCGCGACUACUCGCACCUCAAGAAGGGAGAGACUGAGCCCGACAAGGAGAUUCGCAUCGGUCUCCGCGUCAUGACACAGCGCUCUGCCUCCAACGCGCUGCACUUCUACGUUUGCAAGGCUGAGGGUGUCAACAUCCAGGUCAUGUGUCAAUUGCAGGAAGCCAAGGCCGACGUACCCUUCGAGAAGCAGCAUGAGAACAUCCAGCGUGGAGACAUCAUCGGUGUCAUCGGAUACCCAGGUCGCACCAGCCCCAAGAAGGGUGGUGAGGGUGAGCUGAGCAUCUUCGCGCGCGAGGUGAUCCUUCUCACCCCCUGCUUGAGGAUGUUGCCGACGGAGCACUUUGGCUACAAGGACCAGGAGCAACGCCACCGCAACCGAUUCCUCGAUCUCAUCAUGAACGACUCAACACGCAACACCUUCAUCACCCGGAGCAGGAUUAUCAAGGCUGUUCGCAAGUACCUCGACGAACGGGACUUUCUGGAAGUUCAGACGCCUAUGAUGAACAAGAUUGCUGGUGGUGCGACUGCGCGACCAUUCAAGACAUACCACAACGAACUCGACAUGGAGCUUUACAUGCGUAUCGCGCCCGAGCUAUACCUCAAGGAGCUUGUAGUUGGAGGUCUGGAGAGGGUAUACGAGAUCGGCCGUCAAUUCCGUAACGAGGGUAUCGAUCUUACCCACAACCCCGAGUUCACCACCUGCGAAUUCUACAUGGCAUACGCCGACUACAACGACGUCCUGAACAUGACCGAGGAGCUCGUCAGCGAGCUGGUCAAGGAGGUCACAGGCGGAUACGAGACCGUCUACCACACUCAGAGCGGCGAGGUCUACAACGUCAACUGGGCAAGGCCAUGGAGGCGAGUCGAGAUGAUCCCGGCAUUGGAGGAGGCCACCGGCGAGAAGUUCCCACCAGCGGAUCAACUACACACUGCCGAGACCAACGAGUUCCUCAAGAAUGUACUCAAGAAGGUCAAGGUCGACUGCUCAGAACCUCGCACCAACUCAAGAAUGAUUGACAAGUUGGUUGGUGAGUUCAUCGAGGAGACUGCUAUCAACCCUACAUUCAUUAUCGGUCACCCCGAGGUCAUGUCGCCACUUGCUAAAUACCACCGCGAUAUCCCUGGUCUCUGCGAACGUUUCGAGGCCUUUGUAUGCAAGAAGGAGAUCUGCAACGCUUAUACUGAGCUUAACGACCCCUUCGAUCAGCGUCUGCGAUUCGAAGAGCAAGCGAACCAGAAGGCGGCUGGUGACGACGAAGCACAGCUCAUCGACGAGACCUUCUGUCAGUCGCUCGAGUACGGUCUGCCACCCACCGGUGGUUGGGGUAUGGGCAUCGACCGUCUAGUCAUGUUCUUGACCGACCACUACUCCAUCAAGGAGGUGCUCACCUUUCCCUUCAUGAAGGACAUUAUCGAGGUCAAGACGCCCGCAGCGGAGGUCGUCGAUGUAACGCCCAAGCCCACUGAGGGCAUUCGGGGCAAGUUUUUCAUCCAGGAGAAGCUGAAGACGCCGGCGAAGCACCAUGAGUCUUAUGAGCAGCUGUGGGAGACGAAGUGGAAGAAGCCUGCAGAAAUGGGCGUCUACCCCUUCAUGUUCGGCACCGCCUCCGACUUCGAGCCGAUAGUAAAAGAGAUGGUAUCCAAAGACAUGAAAGAGCCCUACAAUUGGGACGAAUACGCCAAAAUUUACUUCCCACAGGCCGAAAAGCUCAAGUCAAUAGCCGAAGAAGCCGAAAAGAAUGGCGAAAAAGAGAAAGCAUCAGAGUACUACCUACGCUCCAGCGCCGUGUACCGCAUCAGCCGCUUCCCAGCGCCACGCAGCGAAGUCCAGCGCGAAGCCUGGAAACUAGGCAAGGAAGUGUGCAUCAAAGGCCUGGGAAUGCGGGAACACCCUGUCCACGAAGUCAUGAUCCCAUACAAACACCGCAACCAAGACGAAGGCGAACACAUACCCGUGUACCACCUCGUCCCUGAAAGCGCAUCGAAAGAAAACCCCGUACCCACCCUCAUCAUCUUCACCGGACUAGACGGGUACCGCACCGAACUAGCCGUAUGGAUGGAAGGCUGGCGGCGUGUCGGCGUCGCAACCAUCGUCCUCGAGAUACCCGGCACAGGCGACUGUCCGGCCACGGCGUCCGACCCAACGUCUCCAGACCGUCUGUACAGCUCGCUCUUCGACUGGGUAGCCACGCAACCGCGUCUCGAUGCAAAGAAAAUCGCCAUCUGGGCCUUCAGCACAGGCGGCUACUACGCCAUGCGCGUUGCGCACACGCACGCUUCUAAACUCGCGGGCGUUGUCGCCCUCGGCGGCGGCUGCCACCAUAUGUUCUCCCCCGAAUGGCUGGACAAUGUAAAUCACCUCGAGUACCCCUUCGAUCUUGCCAACACACUGGCCUACAAAUGGGGCUACGGCAACGACGUCGAGACCUUCAAAAAGGAGGCCAUGAGCAAGUUCUCGUUGCUGAACGAUGGCACGCUGGAUAAGCAGGAGUGUGCGAGGUUGCUGCUGGUGAAUGGGACUGACGAUGAGAUUUUCCCGAUCGAUGAUUAUUAUCUUGCGUUGAUGCAUGGGGCGCCGAAGGAAGCGCGGUUUGUGGAGGGGUUCAAGCAUAUGGGCGAGCCGGAGAGCUUUUUUGUUAUUAUCAAGUGGCUGUAUAAGUUGUUUAGCUUACAGGCGGAGGUGGGGACGAUUAUGGCUACGUUGCCAUUUAAGCCGAAGUACUAA
Messenger RNA from Alternaria novae-zelandiae, 3045 nucleotides. RefSeq lists its product as uncharacterized. Gene Ontology annotation, molecular function: ATP binding; lysine-tRNA ligase activity; tRNA binding. Lineage: Eukaryota; Fungi; Ascomycota; Dothideomycetes; Pleosporales; Pleosporaceae. Gene Ontology annotation, biological process: lysyl-tRNA aminoacylation. Gene Ontology annotation, cellular component: cytoplasm; cytosol. The transcript is spliced from 7 exons. The record is from RefSeq and is a predicted model, not a curated record. The coding region runs from base 1 to 3045 and encodes 1014 amino acids.